This is a messenger RNA of Syzygium oleosum, 2421 nucleotides long. RefSeq names its product L-type lectin-domain containing receptor kinase IV.1-like. Gene Ontology annotation, biological process: protein phosphorylation. NCBI's taxonomy places the organism in Eukaryota, Viridiplantae, Streptophyta, Magnoliopsida, Myrtales, Myrtaceae. Gene Ontology annotation, cellular component: plasma membrane. Bases 214 to 2205 code for a protein of 663 amino acids. The transcript has a single exon. Gene Ontology annotation, molecular function: protein kinase activity; carbohydrate binding; ATP binding. The record is from RefSeq and is a predicted model, not a curated record.
UGGAGAGCAAUCAAUUAAAUACAGGGCAGAGGGUUCAUCAUCCGAAAGGCCAGUCGUAUGUUUGUUAGCGGUGCACAAGUUGGGAUGCUGAUAAUUGAAAUUGCACGAGGGCCGAUUCCAUGCUGCUGCAAACCGUUUGGAUCAUUAUAGGAACUUCAAAUUAUUUUCUCACCAUAGCAGUGUCUGUUCAGCUGAUUUCUUUGGACUCUGGCCAUGUUAUUCAUGAUUGUUCUGGCGGUUUUUCUCCUGGCAAACACCACACCAAGUCACGAAACUGGCGAUUUCACGUACAACAGUUUCCGGUCUGCGAAUCUGAGCCUCGAUGGUUUAGCUACACUCACUGGCAAUGGCCUCCUGAAGUUAACCAAUGGGACCAAACAGAAGGUGGGUCAUGCCUUCUACCCGGACCCCAUCACGUUCAAGAAUUCAUCUGAUGGCGCUGUCCACUCGUUCUCCACCACAUUCGUCUUCGCUAUAAUUCCCGAACAUCCAGAUCUGGGCGGUCCUGGGUUCACCUUCGUGGUGGCUCCUCGUAGAGAAUUUCCCGGAGCUCAGCCUAGUUAUCACUUUGGUCUCUUCAACGAAACAAACGAUGGCAACGCCACGAACCACAUUUUUGCGGUGGAGUUUGGCAAGAUUCAGAACAGCGAAAUCCAUGAUAUCAACGGCAACCAUGUCGGGAUCGAUGUCAAUGGGCUGGACUCUGUCAAAUCUUCCCCUGCUGGAUACACUGCAAACAACAUUCAAGGCUUCAGAAACUUGAGUCUGAGUAGUGGUAAAGCGAUGCAAGUUUGGGUGGAUUAUGAUGGUAUGCAGAAACAAAUCAGGGUCACAGUAGCUCCGGUCAAUGUCGACAAACCGAACACUUCCCUUUUGUCUCUGUCCUUCAAUCUCUCGCCGAUCUUCAAAGAGACCAUGUACGUUGGGUUCUCUUCCUCAACCGGCUUGCUCUUAGCUUCUAAUUAUAUCCUCGGAUGGAGCUUUAAGGUAAAUGGACAAGCUCAUAGGCUUGAUUUGUCUCAACUUCCUAGAUUACCCCAUAUGAAAAAGAAGCAGAAAUCCAUUCCUCUCACUACUGGACUGCCUUUCAUAUGUUUAUUCUUUCUGUCAAUACUAGUCUUUGCUGUGGCUUAUGCAAUAAGAAAAAGAAGGAAAUUUGCAGAGGUUCUCGAGGAUUGGGAGCGCGACUACAGUCCGCAGAGGUUCAAGUAUAAAGAUCUCUAUGUUGCCACAAAGGGGUUCAGGGAUCAGGAGCUAUUAGGAACCGGUGGAUUUGGUAAAGUUUAUAAAGGGGUAUUACCCACCUCAAAAACUGAGAUUGCGGUAAAGAGGGUUUCUCAUGAAUCAAGGCAAGGGAUGAGACAGUUCAUCGCUGAGAUUGUUAGUAUUGGUCGGCUUCGUCAUCGGAACAUUGUGACGCUUCUUGGAUACUGUCGUCGGAAGGGUGAGCUGCUGUUGGUUUAUGACUACAUGCCAAAUGGAAGCCUAGACAAGUACCUCUAUAACCAACCAAAGGUGAUCCUCAGUUGGACCCAAAGAUUUAGAGUGAUCAAAGGUGUUGCAUAUGGCCUCUCUUAUCUCCAUGAAGGAUGGGAACAAGUAGUGAUUCACAGGGACAUCAAAGCUAGCAACAUCUUGCUUGAUUCAGAACUAAAUGGGAGGUUAGGAGAUUUUGGGCUUGCAAGACUAUACGAUCACGGUACAGAUCCUCAAACCACCCAUGUGGUGGGAACUCUUGGAUAUCUGGCCCCGGAGAACACUCGAACUGCCAGGGCCACUACGAGCACGGAUGUUUUCGCGUUCGGGGCAUUUUUGCUCGAGGUUGCUUGUGGUAGAAGGCCGAUCGAGGCUCGGGGGGAGGAGGACGUGAUAUUGGUGGACUGGGUGUUUUCUUGCUGGGAUAAGGGUGACAUUCUAGAGGCAAGAGAUCCGAAUUUAGGGGUGGACUUUGUGGCGAAGGAGGUGGAGCUAGUGUUGCAACUCGGAUUGUUGUGCUCCCAUUCUGAGCCAACUGCGAGACCAAGCAUGCGUCAUGUAGUGCAGUACUUGGAAGGGGAUCUCGCAAUGCAGGAGUUAUCAUCUCUUGGUGUUUCAAAAAGCGGAUUGACAUUUGCAUAUCAUGAAGGUUUUAGUAAGUCUACCAUGUCUAAUCCGCCUUUCGCAACAUCUUCCGUCGCAAAUUCUCUCCUCUCUGGUGGAAGAUGAGUCUUAAGCUUGUUAUAUAAAUAAAUAGCACAUUUCAUAGAUCGAAGUAAUUGUCAAACUAGUGUUCUCAUGCGUCAAGUAUUCGUAGUUUGCAACUUUGCAAGUAUAUGUAACCUGUAAUUUAAGAUUCUGUGGAUCGAACCAAUUUCUGCAGUAUAUUCUUACAUGUUCUUGGGAAUGUCCACAUUAGCGUAAAUUGCCUUCUUUUUUGGUUUC